AUGAUCUCACUGAAAAAGCCUUAUGUAGAUUUAAAUCUACAACAGUUUAUUACACAAAACCGAUUACCGGUUAUAUACUGCUUCUGGAUACUUUUAGAUCCUAAAAUUGGUCUUGAUGAAGCAUAUAUGUUUGAGGAUUAUGAUCGUAAGUUUAAUAAAAGUAUGUUAGAUUACAAAUUAAUAAAUUCAUUAAUUAAGACAGUUGUUCAAUUCAUCCGAUUCAUAGUGUCAUCUACAAAUAAGUUUAAACAUGAUUCUUUGUGCGAAUGCAAUACAAAUGCUCGAAAUAUUCAUAAACAUUAUGAUUUCGACAAUAAUUUAAUAAUAUGUUUAUUCCUCAACCCAUUUAUGACUCACUCUUGCACUGUACAAAUAGGGAAAUACAGGAAAUUCACAUUAGAAAUAGGCUGCGGUUGGGGAGCAUGUAGAGGUCAUGCCUACAAAUAUUAUGGUUGCAGAUGGACAGGACUAACCACUUCUUUCGGACAAUACAAAAUAAGUCUACGAAGAAUGAAUGACAACAGAUUGCAAGACCAAGGUGUUGUCAAAUUUUUGCCUCAGUUUUUCGAAUCAUUGCGUGAUCGAUUAUGUCCAGGUUGUAAACCUUACAAGUAA
Thelazia callipaeda (thelaziosis nematode) is the source of this 615-nucleotide messenger RNA. The record is from the annotation of a GenBank genome assembly. NCBI's taxonomy places the organism in Eukaryota, Metazoa, Nematoda, Chromadorea, Rhabditida, Thelaziidae.